Cottoperca gobio is the source of this 787-nucleotide messenger RNA. It is a transcript of the gene fmc1, whose product is annotated as formation of mitochondrial complex V assembly factor 1. The coding region runs from base 70 to 402 and encodes 110 amino acids. The transcript has 2 exons. Gene Ontology annotation, cellular component: mitochondrion. Lineage: Eukaryota; Metazoa; Chordata; Actinopteri; Perciformes; Bovichtidae. The record is from RefSeq and is a predicted model, not a curated record.
AUCGAUUGUGCGGUGUUGGAUUGAGUGUGCCUGGCUUCAUGCGCAGCACAAUCACAACACCGUUCAGAGAUGGCAGCGCUGUCAUCACCCAUACGAGUCUGCCGAGGAAUACUGAAAGAACUACGUGUCAUCCAAGGACCGACUUACAAACGGUCCCUGGCCUACUCCUAUGUUAUGGACCAGUUUCGUAAGAAUAAGGUAACAGGAGAAAGAUACUGCCGUGCCCAGCAGGAGGCACACCAUGACUCACACACAUACCUGUGUUUGCUGGGGUCUACCAGGAGCCACCUGGCCCUGCACAAACUUUACCAUGGCAAGGGCGAUCGCAGCCGAGAAGAAGUGGCUGCCCUCGUGGGGCUCAGGUUGCCAAGUCAGCCAGGAGGUAAAGGCUGGGAGAAGUGAGGACAUUGGAAGAAAAUCUUGACACUCUCUGGUUCACCUGGUCUCACAAUUCACCACAUGAAAACUAAAGUGCAAAGGGAUAAAUGUUUGGAGUAUGGCAGACUGGAGAUUGUGCUGUUAUGGACUGCUUUGAGGAAACUCGAUGUAUUCCUGUUGUGUUGUUCUACCAAUGUUCAAUAUGAGAAUAAUCUCAGAUCAUUUGAAGCAACUGUGAAAAUAUACGCUAUGAUUAAAGAAAAUCUGUUUAGCUGUAAAUAUACUGUACCUUACAUCUUGUCCACACCUGCUUUUGUUUGUGUUUUGGCAACCAUUCAAAUUGACUGUAAGUACAUUUUCCUUUUGAUUCAUCUGUCACAUUAAAUAAUAAAAAUAUUAGUCACUGUUA